This is a messenger RNA of Ctenopharyngodon idella (grass carp), 2366 nucleotides long. RefSeq names its product ubiquitin conjugating enzyme E2 Wa (gene ube2wa). Bases 51 to 506 code for a protein of 151 amino acids. The transcript has 6 exons. The record is from RefSeq and is a predicted model, not a curated record. NCBI's taxonomy places the organism in Eukaryota, Metazoa, Chordata, Actinopteri, Cypriniformes, Xenocyprididae.
AACGAUCAGACGUCAUUCGGCCAAUCGCCUCUCUACAGGGGCUUUCCAUCAUGGCGUCUAUGCAGAAGCGAUUACAAAAGGAGUUGAUGGCAUUGCAAAGUGAUCCACCUCCUGGAAUGACACUAAAUGAGAGAAGUGUCCAGAACACAAUCACUGAGUGGUUAAUAGAUAUGGAAGGUGCUCCAGGUACUCUUUAUGAAGGGGAAAAGUUUCAACUCCUGUUCAAAUUCAGUGGUCGAUAUCCUUUUGAUUCACCUCAGGUAAUGUUCACUGGAGAGAAUAUACCCAUCCAUCCGCACGUCUAUAGCAACGGUCACAUCUGUUUAUCUAUUUUAACGGAAGACUGGUCACCAGCUCUGUCUGUGCAAUCUGUUUGUUUAAGCAUUAUCAGCAUGCUGUCAAGCUGCAAAGAAAAGAGACGUCCUCCAGAUAACUCAUUUUAUGUAAAGACAUGUAAUAAGAAUCCAAAGAAAACUAAGUGGUGGUAUCAUGAUGAUACAUGCUAGUAUAAACACCAUUUUGAUAUAUAAACAGACUUUUCCAAGUGCAUCAAGUACUUUAUGAUACAGUCUUUGGGUUAAGACUGAACCAGCAGACCCUGGGAUGGUGAUUUAUGUAUGUCUUAGGCGUACACUUCUGCUGACUGCAAGAAGUGCAUAAAACUGCAGGAAUGUAACCCAUCCGGCAAGUAUAUUUUGAUGGAAGCAAGAUGUGGGCAUUUUUUCUUUUUUAAAAUCGGUUAUUUGAUUUACGUUGUAUUGUUUUCUUUCAUAAACUUCUAAGGGUUUUCACUGUUUGUGCAAUAAUAUCUUCAAUGUGGGUUUGGAAUUAAAGGGAUCAUGACAUGAGAAAUCAAAUUUGCUUUGAUCUUUUGACAUAUGAGGUCUUUGUACCAUUAAAACAUCCUGCAAGUUUCAUAUCUUAAAAUGUACUCCUCAUUAUAAACAAAGCAUUGAUAUAAUCAAGCUCCAAAAUUGGCUUGUUCUAAGACCUCAACUAAUAGUUGUACAUCAUUGCACCAUAGGCCCCGCCCACUGGCAUUCAGUGGCUUAAUGGCUGACAUUUGCCUACACUGGAUGUGCAUCAAAAGCAAAUAGAACCCAUUAUAAUCACUGAUGCUGUCUACACUGGAUACAGUAUACAGAUGUGCAUUCAGUUUCUGACGUACUCCACGUGCUUGAGUCUGUCGACAACAGGACAAAUGGAAGAUCUCUGUAUAGACUCCCAGCUUCGGAAACAAGUGAAUGGUUUAUUUUAAUAGCGUCCUGGAUCGCGUCUGAGGAUUAUGUUUGUUCAGAGCAUUUUGUUUUGUCAGCGAAGCAUGGUGUAAUGGAGAGUUUGCAAAGAAACUUGUUGAAAGAUGAAGCAGCCAACUUUAUUAGAUCUGAAAGUAGCUGCAUCACAAAACGCAAGUAAAUUAUUUCAUAAUGCUUUGUCUGUAAGUGACGAUUUUAUAUGAAUGCUUUCACCACUUACUCGCAUGCAAUAGUGAAUGGGCAUUGAUACUGUUUCCUAUGCAGUGACGUUAGCCAAUAAUAAUAGUGGCUGUUUACUGACACGCCCUAAAAAUGGAGCCGCCUCUUAAAAACGGAGGGCCAGAAUGAAGGUUGGAAAUAACAUUUUUUCCAUAUAUAUAUAUUGUGCAGAAACACUUUAUUAACUUUAUAAGUGAACCUCAAAGAACAUAUUAAAGAGUAAAGUAAAAUAAAAAUAAAAAAUCUAUGUCAUGACCCCUUUAACAGAAAACUAUUGUAAUGUAAUGGAUCAAUAAUCAAAAGCAGAGACAGAUGUUUAUUUUCUCCUUGCUUGGUUAUGCACUGUGAAAUUCAAACAGGGCACAUUUGUUCAUGAAUAUUUUAUCUAUAUACUUAAAAAACAUAGUUUCUUUUAAAACAAAACUAUAGGUGUCCUGCACCUUUGGUCCUUAUUCCCUAAUAAGCCAUUUAAGUUGAAUUUUGUAGCUGGGUUUGCUGUAUAGUACUAUUCUGAUAAAUGUCAUAUUUACAGAUAUGUACAGAUUAGAUGCAGGGUGUUGAUCAUAUUAUAUGAUCGUAAGGGUAAUUUGGAAUUACACAAAGAAAUGCUUUAUGGGUUAAGGUUUAAGCACUGGCUUUAUAUAUAGACCCACAUUUUGUGUAGUUAAAAUGAGAGAUAACUUUUUAGGCAUAAUCACUUUAUCUUUUAUGUGAAGCUCUAGUUAUAUUAAAAUGGUCUGUUUGAUUUAUUGGUUGUAUCCUGCUGUGCUGGGUAAGAUUCUUUUAAAAAGUUAGCUUUAGAAAACAUAAAGUUUGUCUUCAUUGUUUUGUUAAAACUUUAUUUAACUUUAUUUAAAACAAAUGUUCUUAUUAAAGUAAUAUAUUUUGAAA